CUCCAUCAUUCAAUCAAUUGCUUGCUGGACUGCGACUGCGACAGCCCGCCCGCCCGCACGCACGCAGCUAAAGUAAGAACGAACGACGCGAUCGACGCGCUUCCCUUGAACCAAGAACCCCCCGUAUUCGAAUGCGAAGCGAUCCAUACAACGAAAAACAGAAGCACCGAAUCUGCGAAAUAAUACGAACACGUAUUACAGAAAACUGGGAGAAGUGAUAGCAAGUUGAAUUUGGUAUCACAGAAAACAGAAGACAAGACAGCAGAAGAGUCACAGACAGACAAGAUGCAGCCCCAAUACCGUGGAUAUGCACCAGGACCACAUGCACAACAACCACCGGGUCACCAUCAAGUUGGACUGCCGCAAGGACCGCCGCAACAACACACACAGGUCCCUUUGCCUCCGCAGGCAGCGGGUGGUCAUCAUCCAGGGCCGGGAGGACCGAGAGGAGGACAGCAUCAUGUCCCACAACCGAGGAGAGGGGGGAUUGGGCCCAUGAUGUCGGCCGGUCCUGCUCACCACCAACUGCCCAUGACCCAGGCGCAAAUCCAACAAGAAUCACACCGUCGCGAGGCCGUCAACCACCUGGCCAAGCUCCGGAGUCGCAAACCUACCGACAAGACCCUGCCCGAUGGCGUCGAGGAGACUUUGGUCGGCGAGGGCGAUGUCGCUAUUGCUUACAAGAAGCUACGCGAUUUCGAGCGGCGGCUGGAUGCUACCAUGAGUCGCAAGAGGUUGGAUAUUGUGGACUCGGUCAGCAGGAAUGCAAAGCGGUACAAGACACUCCGCGUUUGGAUCACCAACACCGUCGAAGACCAGUACUGGCAAAAUAACAACUUCAACGUCGACAGCUUCGACUUCCCCUCCAACCUCGAAUCCACAUACCGCGUCAAGAUCGAAGGCCGAUUACUCGACGACGAAGACGAGACCACAAAGGAUGAGGAGGAUGGGGACAAGAUGGAUACAACCGAAGACAACGCCAAGACAGCAACAAAGUCUGGAGCGAAACCCGUCCCCGCUAAGCCCGGCCAGCGCUACCGCUUCUCGCACUUCUUCAAAGCCCUCACAGUCGACUUCGACCAGCCCACCGCCUCGGGCCGUCUCCCCGUCGACACCACCUCGAUAGAAUGGAAGAAACCCGAGCGCACGCCCGCCGGCUCCAACCUUCCCGCCUCGGCCGACUUCGACGAGCUGACCUUCAAGCGCCACGGGGACGAGAAUGUUAACAUCACCAUCAACCUCUACCGCCACGAAGACCCGGAGCGCUACGAGCUCUCACCCGAGCUGUCGGACGUGAUCGACAUGAGCGAGGCCACGCGCCAGGAAGCCGUCGCCGGCUUGUUCGAGUACAUUAAGCUGAUGAAGCUGCAAGAAGACGACGAGAAGCGCAACUUUCGGUGCGACGAACUGCUACAGAAGUUGAUCGGGAGAGAGUCGGGACACAUUCCCCAGCUGAACGAAUACGUCACCCCCCACUUGAGACCGUUGCCGCCCAUCAAGCUGCCUUAUACCAUCCGUGUGGACCAGGAGUUCCAUUCUGCGCUGGACGCUCCCAAACCGACAAUCUACGACAUCCGUGUCUCCGUCGACGACCCCCUGCGCUCGAAGCACUUGGUGCCCUUCAUCCACAACCCCUCCUACGCUCAAACUCUCCGCGAAAUCCAUCAGCUGGACGAGUCCCUGGCAGUCCUCAUCCAAGCCGUCGGCGACUCCAAGGCUAAACACACGUUCCUGACGUCUAUGGCCACCGACCCCGUCGGCUUCGUCAAGAACUGGUUGUCGAGCCAGAAGCGGGAUCUGGAGGUGAUUAUGGGCGAGGCGACGAGGGCCGGAGCGGCGGUGGAAGAUCCGGUGGGAGAUGAGUGGAGGAGGGGUGGGAAGGGGAGUGUUUGGGAUACGAGCAAUGCAGUGUUAGGAGUGCAGCAGAGGGAGAAAGUGGAGAACGUUGUCUCGUUACCUUCAGGUUCGUUCCCAGGGCAGUCAGUAGUAGUAGUCUUGGGACUUCUUAAAGUCGUCGGGUAUGAGACGGAGACGGAGACGGGACGACGGAGCGGACAAGACAGAAGAGACAAUGGAGGGAAAGGGAAAAAAGAGUAAGGGUAGCUUAGCUUAGCUUAGCUUAGCUUAGCCCCUGAGCGGCGGAAAUGGCGUAUGAAAGAAAGUAAGUAACAAAGCGAUGUCGAUACCUGGCUGCUGGGUCUUUAUAAAGGUGUGGUUUGGUUCGGUUUGGUUUGGUUUGUUUGUGAGUGUAGAAAGAAUAGUUCGGACGGACAGAAUUGUCAGGUUAAGUAGCGCAUCUAUAUUAGGUUUACGAUCCAACAGUAGAUACAAGUAUGUAUGUAUGGUAGACAGUACAGAAGAG
Molecule: messenger RNA, 2362 nt
Organism: Neurospora tetraspora
Lineage: Eukaryota; Fungi; Ascomycota; Sordariomycetes; Sordariales; Sordariaceae
Exons: 4
Coding region: 286-2097 (603 amino acids)
Biological process (GO): regulation of transcription by RNA polymerase II
Cellular component (GO): SWI/SNF complex; nucleus
Source: RefSeq, a predicted model, not a curated record